This is a messenger RNA of Nerophis lumbriciformis (worm pipefish), 2547 nucleotides long. NCBI's taxonomy places the organism in Eukaryota, Metazoa, Chordata, Actinopteri, Syngnathiformes, Syngnathidae. The record is from RefSeq and is a predicted model, not a curated record.
UUGUUGGGGUCACCCCUCCGCUCCGGGAUGACCGCGGUACCCCAGCAUUACGGAGCCACGCUGCCUAGACAGAGUCAGUCACUGGCCUACGGAGCUGACCCGUAUGGCUUGUACCAAAGGAGUGCCCUGCCACGCCCUGACAGCCUUAUAGGCCUUCACAGUUCAUACGCCAGUCAGUCUGGCCAGAUUGACCCGGAGCUGAGGGCAGCGUUGUCUCCAGAUUCUCACAUGACGCCAGUUUUCGAUGACCACACUUUCCACAGCCCCUUGUAUCACAGCCCCACCCAAGAACUACAAGGCUCGGUCUACGGGACAGGUGCAGGUGUGGGGACACUCCGUCGAGCCACAAGCCACUGCAGCACUCUGCCGUACCAAAGAAGCAGCUACGGGCUAAACAAUGCCACCGUAUACGUCGACUCCUUCAGGAUCCCCGGCGAGCCGCUCUACUCGCAUCAGCACUCUGAGCUGGUUGAGCGGAUGGUCACCCGCACUCCAUCCAUUGAAAGCAUCCACAAAGACCCCAGGGAAUUUGCGUGGCGAGACCCUGAGCUGCCAGAGGUCAUCCACAUGCUACAGCACCAUUUCCCAUCCGUGCAGGCCAAUGCAGCCGCUUAUUUACAGCACCUUUGUUUUGGAGAUAACAGGGUCAAAGUGGAGGUCUGUCACCUAGGAGGUAUCCAGCACCUGGUGGAUUUGCUGGACAACAAGGCAGCAGAAGUACAGAAAAGUGCCUGUGGGGCCUUGAGGAACCUUGUGUAUGGGAAAGCCACAGACAACAACAAGGUGGCGUUGAGGAACUGUGGUGGAGUCCCUGCGCUGCUCCGCCUCCUCAGAAAGACAACAGACAACGAAGUCCGUGAACUGGUGACUGGGGUCCUCUGGAACCUCUCCUCUUGCGACGCGGUGAAGAUGACCAUCAUUCGGGAUGCUUUGACCACACUGACCAACACGGUGGUCAUCCCCCACUCAGGGUGGAGUAGCUUGUCACACCGUGAACAACACAAGAUCAAGUUUCAAUCCUCUCUACUGCUACGGAACACCACCGGAUGUCUGAGGAACCUGAGCUCGGCUGGAGAGGAGGCCAGAGGUCAGUUGCGUUGCUGUGAGGGUCUGGUGGACUCACUGCUCCACAUUCUCAAAGCCUGUGUCAAUACCUCGGACUAUGACAGCAAGAUUGUAGAGAACAGCGUGUGCACACUGAGGAACCUUUCAUAUCGGCUGGAGGUAGAGAUGCCAUCCUCUCGGCUCCUUGGCAACCAGGAGCUCGACACCCUCCUGGGGUUCUCCACAGCUAAGGAACUGGACUACAUCUGCUGGGGGAAGAGGAGGCGUGGGAGGAAGAGGACAGACUGGCCAGAUGAAAAACAGUGGGACGCCAGCGGACCCAUUCCAGGCUUUUCCCAGGCUCUGAGGGGUGCCGAGCUACUGUGGCACCCAUUGGUGGUCAAACCAUACCUCAACUUGCUGGCUGAAAGCUCAAACUCUGCCACGCUCGAGGGGGCUGCGGGAUCACUCCAAAAUCUAUCUGCAGGAAAUUGGAAGUUCUCAACCUACAUCCGAGCAGCGGUGCGCAAGGAGAAAGGUUUGCCCAUCCUGGUAGAGCUGCUGAGGAUGGACAACGACCGUGUCGUCUGCUCUGUCGCCACUGCCCUGCGCAACAUGGCGCUCGACGGACGCAACAAGGAGCUUAUAGGAAAGUACGCCAUGCGGGAUCUGAUAAACCGGCUGCCUGGCGGAAAUCCAUCUGUGUUGUCGGACGACACAGUGGCGUCCGUUUGUUGCACCCUGCACGAGGUCACCAGCCGCAACAUGGAGAACGCCAAAGCUCUGGCUGACAGCGGCGGCAUCGAGAAACUGGUGGAAAUCAGCAAAGGGAGAGGCAAAGGGUAUUCAAUGAAGGUUAUGAAAGCAGCUGCUCAGGUGUUGAACACACUGUGGCAGUACCGAGAGCUGAGGAGCCUCUACAAACAGGACGGCUGGAACUACACUCACUUUGUCACACCGGUCUCCACUUUGGAGCGAGACCGCUACCGCUCGCAGCCGACACUCCCCACCAGCCCCAUACACAUGCCUCCGGUCAUCCAGUCUGGUGGGAGCGCGACAUCCUCACCGGCGAUGCUCGGGAUCAGGAGGCACAGCUCAAACUACCCUAGAGCGCAGUCGUCUAUGCAACUCGACACUUACUACGGGGAUAACAGUUUACACAAACAUCAGUACACAGGCUCAGAGAAGAAAAGUGCUUAUUUCAUCGGCACGUACAGCUCACAUUCUGGAGACGAGCUGAGAAGGACCCAGCACCCGGAGCCAUUCUACGAUGAACCAGAUAGGAAAAACUACAACAGACUUUACCUUUCGUCGCCACAAGGCUAUGGAACAGACCAGUACGAUGACGACCCGGUCCACUUGACCCCGUCUUCACCAGAUGGCUACGUCAGCCAGCCGAUCUCGUUCAAAAGCAACACCAACUAUGUGGACUUCUACUCCACCACACGGAGGCCUUCCAACAGGGCCAACAAGUUCACAGGAUCUCCCGACUCAUGGGUGUGA